AUGUACGACCUCGGUCCCGAACUUACUAUUCUGGACUACACUACUCCUUCACCAAUAGUUCGAAAUUUGGCUUCGUUCAGUCUUGAUUUCAAAGAUAAUAUCUUCAUCGCCGUCGCUUCAACCAACAAAGUUCAUAUAUUUGUUGUUGAUACAUCUCUCUCCGUACUAGCAGCUGAAAGUGUUCUUGUUGAUCCUGAAGAGGAUUGUUUGCAAGUUUCAGAGGUUUCCAUUGUUCGCCCAAGUACAAGGAUCUGGCCAUAUCUUGUAGUGGCGACAACGAAAAGUAUUCAAAUCUUCGAUCUUAUCUUCAUGGGAAUGCGUAAGCUGAACAUUGUAGCCGUGCUGUCAAGAGAGAAACUACCCAAAGUGACAGCACAGGGAGACAAAGAGAUGGCCAAGCAAUUGAAAGGGCGAACAAACGAAUGGUUUGGAUUCUAUAGAGGGAUUACCUGUGUUGAUACCACCAUAUACGUUGGAAACAGCUUAGGACAGAUUCUUCCUUUCUAUUGUUCCACAGAAACAAAUGUCGUUUCGAAAAAGCCAUUACAUGAACACACGGGGCCUAUUAUGGAUAUAUCCACCUGUCGCUAUGAUGACAUCACAGCUUCUGUGGACGGCCAUAAGGAAUUGAUUAUUUGGGCCAGAAAUAUGAAGAACCAUCAUCAUAAGAUAAAACUAUUAGAAUAUCCGACAUGUGUUGAGAUUCUUCGAAAACAUGUCAUUGUUGGAUCAGUGUGUGGAUUAUUUUUCCUUUAUAAUCUUCAGACGGCUAAACUCAAAGCUACAGUAGACAUGUUCAAGAGAUCGAUAACCAGUAUCCAUACAGCACCAGAGUCUGCCUACUUCUUAGUUACAGAUGAAGAUGGCUUUGUGAAUGUUUAUAAACUUCAUACAAGGAAACCAUCUCCCUUUCAGGUAGAACAUCGGUUUUCUGAGCAUUUCCCGGAUCGAAAAGUCUUUGGUGGUCAGUUCCUGACAGCCCGUGGAAACGUUUUCUCCCUUUCUCUUUAUGAUGACCCUGUAGUGCGUACAUUCCGUAUAACCCCGAAACCUAGUACAGAGCCAUCUAAAAACAAGUAA
Auanema sp. JU1783 is the source of this 1080-nucleotide messenger RNA. The record is from the annotation of a GenBank genome assembly. Lineage: Eukaryota; Metazoa; Nematoda; Chromadorea; Rhabditida; Rhabditidae.